Messenger RNA from Arabis nemorensis, 1431 nucleotides. The record is from the annotation of a GenBank genome assembly. Lineage: Eukaryota; Viridiplantae; Streptophyta; Magnoliopsida; Brassicales; Brassicaceae.
AUGGAAGAGCCAUUUCUUGUGAGAGACGACCAGUUAGUGCCCUGUAAAGCAACAUGGCAAAGAGGUCAAUUCAUGGUCGAGCUGAAGAAAGUGAGCCGCUUGGCCGCUCCUAUGGCCACCGUGACCAUUGCUCAAUACCUACUGCCUGUUAUCUCAGUCAUGGUCGCUGGCCACUACGGCGAGCUCCAGCUCUCCGGCGUCGCUCUUGCCACCUCCUUCACUAACGUCUCCGGCGUCAGCGUUAUAUAUGGGUUAGUUGGUGCUCUAGAAACUCUUUGUGGCCAAGCCUAUGGAGCCAAACAAUACGACAAAAUCGGAACCUACACAUACUCUGCAAUCGCCUCCAACAUUCCUAUCUGUUUACUAAUAUCAAUCCUCUGGAUUUACAUCGACAAGCUCUUGAUCUCUCUCGGACAAGACCCUGACAUCUCAAGAGUCGCAGGGUCCUAUGCCUUUUGGCUCAUACCGGCUUUGUUCGGCCAAGCUAUUGUCAUACCACUGACUCGGUAUCUGCAGACACAAGGGUUGGUUUUCCCUCUUCUCUAUUGUGCUUUAACCACCCUUUUGUUCCACAUACCGGUUUGUUGGACUAUGGUUUCCGUGCUUGGUCUGGGAAGCAAUGGAGCUGCCAUGGCUAUUAGUGUGUCUUUUUGGUUUUACGCUGUGAUACUCGCAUGCUACGUGAGAUUCUCCAGCACUUGUGAGAAGACUCGCGGCUUUGUAUCGAACUAUUUCAUGUUUUGUGUCAAACAGUUCUUCCAUUACGGAGUCCCAUCAGCAGCAAUGCUUUGCCUUGAAUGGUGGCUAUUUGAGCUGCUGAUACUCUCCUCAGGACUUCUCCCUAACCCGAAACUCGAGACCUCUGUUCUUUCAAUAUGUCUUACAACAGCAGCAUUGCACUAUGUAAUUCCAGCUGGAGUUGCGGCGGCUGUGAGCACGCGCGUGUCAAACAAACUGGGAGCUGGGAAUCCUCAAGUCGCUAGGGUAUCAGUAUUGGCAGGGCUUUGUCUGUGGCUUGUAGAGUCAGCUUUCUUUAGCACACUUCUCUUCACCUGCAAGAAUAUCGUAGGCUACGCAUUCAGCAACAGCAAAGAAGUUGUGGACUAUGUCGAGGACCUAUCUCCUUUGCUCUGUCUCUCCUUCAUACUCGACGGAUUCACCGCAGUUCUUAACGGGGUUGCUAGGGCAAGUGGUUGGCAACAUAUUGGAGCUUGGAACAACGUGGUGUCUUAUUAUCUCGUAGGAGCUCCGGUUGGACUUUACUUAGCUUUCGUUCGUGGGUUCAAUGGAAAAGGACUCUGGUGCGGUGUUGUGGUUGGAUCCGCUGUGCAAGCCACUAUACUGGCUAUCGUCACUUCUUCUGUGAAUUGGAAAGAACAGGCCGAGAAGGCGAGGAAGAGAAUAGUCUCAACUGAAAAUGGAUUGGCAUAA